Molecule: messenger RNA, 1314 nt
Organism: Parnassius mnemosyne (clouded apollo)
Lineage: Eukaryota; Metazoa; Arthropoda; Insecta; Lepidoptera; Papilionidae
Source: the annotation of a GenBank genome assembly
AUGUCUUUCCUUCAUAAUCAUUCUUGUGAGUGCGUUAAGUCAGAAUUGGAUUUGUUUGCACUACCGUCUACACAAACUAGCAUUGAAAAUGGAUUGUGGAUUCAUUAUAAACCAAUUUCAUCUCUUGGUGAUGAUGGACCUAUCGAGUUUCAAGUUCCUGGGACCGGCGAUGACUACAUAGAUUUGUCUCAUACAUUACUCCACAUAAAGGCAAAAGUAUUAAAUCAAGAUUCAACUAACUUGGUAUCUACUACAAUAGUAGCACCUGUAAAUAAUUGGCUGCAUUCACUUUUUAGUCAACUUGAUGUUUAUUUAAACCAAAAACUUGUAUCACCACCUAAUAAUACCUAUGCAUAUCGAGCAUACAUGGAAACCCUUUUAAACUAUGCCCCUGCUGCUAAACAAUCUCAUCUUACUUGUAGUCUUUGGUAUGAGGAUACAGCAGGAAAAAUGGAUUCUACAGAUGGUAAAAACAUAGGAUUUGUUAAAAGACAGGAAUUGAUUAGUGAAAGUAAGGAAAUAGAAAUGAUUGGUCAUCUUCACGGUGACAUUUUUAACCAAGAUAAAUUUUUAAUUAAUGGUGUUGAAAUUAGUGUUAAAUUGGUUCGAUCAAGAGAGAGUUUUAAUUUAAUUGUUGGGUCAAACGAUGUAAAGUUUAAAGUUUGCAUUACGGACGCAAGUCUUAUUGUUCGACGAGCACGAAUUAAUCCAAGUGUAUUACUCGCACAUCAAAAAGUUUUAGCUUCUACCACUGCUAAAUAUCCUAUUACUCGAGCUGAAGUAAAAGUUUUAACAAUUCCUUCGGGUGUUCAAGGAAAAACUCUUGAUAAUAUAUUUUUAGGACAGGUACCGAAAAGAUGUAUAAUUGGAUUUGUGAACAAUUCUGCAUUUAAUGGUUCCCUUACUAAAAAUCCAUUUAACUUUGAAAACUAUGGUAUUAAUUAUUUCAGCUUAUAUAUUGAUGGUCAACAAAUACCUUCAAAAGCUUUGCAACCAUCUUUUAAUAAUAGCAUAUUUACAUCAGCAUAUCAUACUCUAUUCUCGGGAACUGGUAUUCACUUUCUUAAUGAAGGAAAUGGAAUCUCUUGUGAACAGUAUGGCAAAGGUUACUGUCUAUUAGCAUUUGACUUAACUCCUGAUUUAUCAGCUAACUCAUCAACUCAUUGGAAUCUCAUAAAGCAUGGUAGUGUAAGAAUAGAAGUACGAUUUGAAUCCUCAUUAAUACAAACAAUUAACUGUAUAGUUUAUGCUGAGUUUGAUAAUAUUAUUGAGAUAGAUAAAAACAGAAAUGUUACUGUAGACUAUAGUAGUUAA